ACAUAUACAUAUACAUAUACAUAUACAUAUACAUAUACAUAUAUACUUAUGGUGUACGGCCUUAAAGCUAAGCGAAGAACUCAAGAGUCAAGUGAAAGGAAAGAGACUGCGUUAUACGCGUAGCCCUCUCUGAACGAUCGACAGAAUGGAUUUAAGGAUGUGCAUCGUCGUAUUCUUAUCAAUUUUAUACUUCAAUCUACCUCCAGCAACGAUUGCACUUCGAAGAUGCGUUCAUUGCAGAUCGAGAGGAGAGCUAGGCUCGUGUAAGGAUCCGUUUACGAUGAAUUCCACGCAAAUAGAUUUAGAAAGAGGCGUGGAUAUGGUACCCUGUGUAUCCGGUUGGUGUGGUAAAAUAAUCGAAAGUCAAAAUUUAAACAAUGAAUACGGUACAGCCACGCAAAGACUGUGCUUUCAAAGAGGACCGGAUGAUGGCGAAGAAAGAUGCGCUUAUACUACGUGGAAUUAUAGAAAAGUUUACAUGUGCCUUUGCCUCGGAGAUCUUUGCAACGGAGCGAUUAACGCCAAUAUAUCCUAUUCGUUACUAACCUUGAUAUUAUGUAUUACCGUACGAUGGAUCCUGUAAAUUUUUUUUAUAUUUUAAAUUGCCAAUGAUCCAAUAUAAUCUUUUAUCUUAAAUUAUUCUAUCAAUAGGCAAUUUGUCUAUUUGGUUUUAUAUCAUGAAUAUAAAAUAUUAUAUGUUACGUUGUUAUCAUUGAAACGUAACAAUCCUUGAGUUUGAAUCAUUCAUUAUAUCAAUAAGAUUUUUCUUAAAUAAUGAUUUCUUUACAAUCGUUUUAACAAACGUUUUAUUUCUCAUCGUAUUGAUGAUGUUUUCUCAUGUAAGAUUUUAAUAACAAUUUUAUGUUAUUUUAAAAUGCAAAUACCAAUGCAAUACUAAUAAAAAAAUCUCUAUUAGAUCUUUAAGACUACAACUUAUUGCUCGUAUCGUAUUGUGAUUAUUUAUUUUAUUUUGUUCUUUGAACUUAAACUGUAAACAGGGCUGUUCCGUAAUAAAUAAGAUAUGAUUCUGAUUCUAAUGCUAGUAAGAGCGAUACACGUUGUUUUCUUAUACGAUUUGCAAAAAAUUAUAUAAAUUGCUGUGAAAGGUAUUACAAAUUGGUAUAUGCAAUUUGAUGAUCUAUUUAAAAAUAGCAUAUCAAUAUUUUCUAAAGCAUUUAUAAUUUAUUUAAUUAUAUGACUAUAUGUUCAUCUAGAUUUUUUAUGGAUUAAUAUUCCUUUAGUUGCUUUAUUUUUAUUUAAAAUAACAAUGGAUUUUAUCGUAUGAAAUUAUUUU
This is a messenger RNA of Vespa mandarinia (Asian giant hornet), 1294 nucleotides long. Its product is annotated as UPAR/Ly6 domain-containing protein rtv-like. Lineage: Eukaryota; Metazoa; Arthropoda; Insecta; Hymenoptera; Vespidae. Gene Ontology annotation, biological process: regulation of synaptic transmission, cholinergic; positive regulation of voltage-gated potassium channel activity; sleep. The record is from RefSeq and is a predicted model, not a curated record.